AACCGGGUCCCGAGUGGGCAACGAGCCUGGAGCCCGGGCCGGCCGGGGCCCCUGCGCUGACAGGCGGGGGGGAGCGGGCGGCACCUGCCCGCUGGGCCGCACGCACCGGCCCCGGCCCCGGCCCCGGGGAGGGCAGAGCCCGCCGGGGGGGAGCCCCGGUCCCGCCCCGCCCCGCCGCGGGGGCCGGGCUGCGAGGCGAGGCGGGGGCCGCCCCGGGGCAGGACGGCCGGGCGGCGCGGCGGGGCCGGCGGGCGCGAUGGAGCCGCCUGAGGGCUGGGACCCGUACGGGCGGCCGGCCCGGCGGACGCAGUGGCUGGUGAGCGCCCUGGCCUACCACUACGGGCUGGACCGCGGCGUGGAGAACGAGAUCGUGGUGCUGGCCACCGGCCUGGACCAGUACCUGCAGGAGAUCUUCCACCACCUGGACUGCGCCGGCGCCGGCCGCAUCCCCGGCGAGGACUUCCGGACGCUGUGCCAGGUGCUGGGGCUGGAGGAGGCGGCGGCGGCCGAGCCCGAGGAGUGCGCGGGGCUGUGGGACGGGCUCUCGGCCGAGCUCACCUUCCGACAGUUCCACGCCCGCCUCUGCGGCUACUUCAGCACCCAGGCGGGCAGCGCCGCGCCGCGCCUGCCGCUGGGCCGGGAGAGCGAGCACAUCGAGCGGCAGAUCCGGCUGCGCAGCCCUCGCCGCCGCCGCCGGGACCCGGCGGUUCCCGGCGCGGCGGGGCGGCCCGGCGGCGGGGGGCAGGCGGCGGGGCGGCGGCCGGCGGGGCCCUGCCCGCCCGAGUGCUACGAGGAGGUGGUGGCGCUGGAGCGGGCCGAGGACCGCAUCGCCAAGCUGGAGGAGGAGAACGGCAGCCUGCGGGAGCUGGUGGAGGACAUGCGGGCCGCCCUGCAGAGCAGCGACGCCCGCUGCCUGGCGCUGCAGGUAGGACUGCGGAAAAGCCAUGCUAACCAUAAGGACGAGGGGACCUGUUUUGUAGGGAGUAAGAGACCAUUAACACAGAACAACUCCCAGACCAAGUGCCUUCAAAGUGUCCUGAAGGAAGUGGAACUCAUCCGGAGCUCCAGGGAUGGGCAAAUUGAAGAAGCAAUUAGGUUCAAUCAAGAGUUAGAAAGAGAGCUGAAGAGCUCUCAGGAAGCGCUGGUCAGUCUGGAGGAUUGCAACCGUAACCUGAAGAGGGAACAAGCAGAAAUGAGGAAGAAGGUUGAAGAGGCGAGGCACGCCGUCCUGAACAGCCUCGGCAAAGUGAAGGAGCUAGAAGUGAAAGCUAACGAAGUGCCACAUCUGCAAAUAUACAUUCAGCAGCUAGAAUCGGAACUGCAGCACUAUAGGUCAGAAAUGGAGAGAUGCCAGCGCCCCCCCCGAAGCAGCCUGGAGCAGAGGGAGGGAGCAGCCCCAGCAGGGGGGAGAUACCCCCUGGCCGUGCCUGAAGACCGACGGCCUCCCACUGGCGGAGCCGGGAUUUCCGAGAACGAGGAUCAGCUGUUCCGCUCGGUGGAAGGCCAGGCUGCCUCUGAUGAAGAGGAGGAGAAGUGGGCGGGAGACCAGCCAGCCCAGGUGGACCAAAUGAAGAAAAGAUUGGCCAAGCUCCCUUGCUGUGGCAGUGGAUGUGAUGAAAAAAUGUGGAAAAAGCUAAUGUCUUAUUUAGAGACCACCAACACCGAUGGCUACGAAGCAGCCCCUGCGGAGCUUGCAGACAGAAUCACACAACUGACUGAACAGCUUGAGCUUAAAGGGCACGAAGUGAAAAAAUUGGAAACAAAUAUGGAAGAGAUGAAAGGCCCAUUGCUAGGUGAACUGCAGCAAAAGGUGGAGGAGACUGAACUGCUGAAGAUGGAGCUGCAGAUGUUGGAGACUGAGAGAGUUAGGCUGUCACUGGUGGAAGAAAAGCUCAUGGAUGUUUUACAGCUGCUUCAACAACUUCGAGACUUGAACGUAUCUAAGCGAGCCUUGGGGAAAAUCUUGCUGAGCACUUUGGAAUCCUGCCGUGACCCCCAACCUGGAAAAGCCCACCUAUUUGAAGUCCUAGAUACUCUUUACCACGAGCUGACAGCCUGCGAAGCCUUACAAAGCCAGCCUCUGGAGAAGGCGCAGAGUUGCCAGUCCUUGUCUAACCCACUGGUCAUCUCAUGCUGAGCAGCAGCGCCAGCUACAACCCGCCGAAUAACAGUCCUUGUUCAUUCAAACGUGUGAUGAAUGAGUAAGAUUUGUCCAAUUCAAGAGAGCUGAGUAAUGGACAAGAGUAACAGAAUAAUUCAGCCACGGAAUCAAAGGUAUGCUGCUGCCGGGAAGAGCGCCAGGUCUCCCGCUAUGUCACAGCCCUCCCUGAUGUGAACGAGCAUCCACGACAACAUGAGGAUUACGUAGCCACAUCGGUCUCUGACGGAAGCCUAAGCAUCCUUGUGUGAUGGCCCUGUAACUGUACUGGUCAACGAGAUAAAAAACAUUCCAAAUACACUGACCUGACCUGUGUAGAUUUACGACCCUGGUCACACGCUGGCUGGGCACAAUUUCUAGCUGUUGUGAUAGCUCAGUUCAAAAGCAAGAAGCAGCCUAUGUCACCGCUGGCACGUAAACUGCUCCCUUAGCAUACAAGCGACAAAAUGACUGUGUUUUGAACAUACACACGAGUGUAAGCCAGUAGUGCAAGUUUUAAGGGCUCAUGUAUAAAACAUGUUUGUGUGUGUGUGUGUAUUUGUGAUUCAAUUACUCACCUUAUUUAACUCUGAACAUAGGUUUUGUUAUUGCUCUGCUGAAUUUUAUAUUUGCCAUUACGGUGCCUUAGAAAUCUGCAGCAUUCUUUCCUGACGAUAGUCUUAGACUUUACACCAAAAGUUAAAUUUAACUGCUUGAAAUAGGUACAAGGCAAUUGUUCCCAGGCUCUUAGGGAAAGGGAGGGUUGAAAAAUUCACUUUGCAACAGCUGCCAUUGUGGCAUUAGCAAACAAAACAUGCAGCACACAAUUUUGUUCUCUCAUUUCAUUUCCCUCAAUGCAACUGCAGAGACGCAAAGCUAGGCCCUGCUUGCAGGCAAAUUAAUGCAAAAUGCUGGGCCUAAUCAUGGUGCCACAUAACAUUUUAAUCAGCAAUAAAGUAACUCCUGAGGGCCAAAGUAAAAAAAAUAGGUUGCUUCCAAGAUGCUUUUGCUGUUUCGUUCAACUAUCAAACACAGAAACUAAAGAAGCAGAGUUAUCAAAUGAUCCAAUGCAAUUUACGUUAUUAAAAGAUGCACUGUAGAUCUUUUAAGAAUUUGAAGUGAUUUGCCCGUAAUAACACCAGCAGUGAAAUACAACCAUUCAAUUCAGAACGGUGCAUACAUUAAUUUCUUCCCAUGAAAAAGGUUUUCGUACAGGAAUAAGGUCCGUACCACAAAGCAAUCUGGGGAAUAAGAAGAUUUGUAUUCCUUCCUAUUCGUAACACACUGUAUAGAUUACACACACCUCCAUCCAAGAUUGUGAUACAUCACUUAGCAUUUAGAGCCAUGUUGAUAACAAAAAUUCGCAAUAGAUAUUUUCAUUUCAUUUUAGAGGAAGAAAAAUACAGUGUUUUGCAAACAAUGGAACAAACUCUGUUCAAGAUGGUUUACCUGUUUGGUUUUUUUCUACUUUAACAGAGGAAGAUUUUAAGAAUAGAUAUAUAUUUUUAGUGUAGAUUUUUCAUAAAUAUAAAUUAGACGUGACGUAUCAUAGUGCAAUAUUCACCCUGUAAGAAAGAAAACUGUAUACUAAUACUAAAUAUGUCACUAACAUAAUACUAAGCAUAAUAUACUUGGUAUAUACUAAACUAUAUGCUAAUAUUAUAUACUAUAAAAACUAUACACUAGAUGUGCAACAGAUAAAAAUUAAAAUGAGCAGAAGUUAGCUCCCUGCUUGGGCUCAUUUCCUGAAAAACCAAGAGCUAGUAUCAGCUGCUGCUUUGUGCAGCUCUCUUGGACUUUCCCAGGAACACUCUAUAUGUGCAGAGAGAGAAAAUGCCAGCAAAUCGUUACGUAAGCAUGAUGUAUGUGUACAAUUAGCAGAAGAGACACCUCAGAAAUGGGAUUAUAAUGCAAGUACGCUCCUGAUUAUGGAUACUCUCACGUACUGCAGGAUCCUUUCAUCAUUCAGCUCAGUAUUGUUUGCUGUAUCCACCCUGUCUAUAUAUACACGUGUUAUUUCUAUUAUAUAUACUUAUGCAUACCUUAAGAUUGCUGUGCUAAUUUUAUACUUUCGGUAACGUUUUAACCACUGAGUUUCCACUUCACUUUCUAAUAUAUUUCCAGAAAUUUAGACUAUUAAGUAAAUGUCCUAAUGCCAAAACGGGGGAGAAGCAAUAUAACCUGAGUCCUGCCCAGCUUAUCCAAGCUGCAGUGGGACUGUAACUGGAGACUAGAAAAUGUCACUAGAAACCUAAACUGGUGUUAGGGAGGAUGUAAAUAGUUCAGACAAAAGGAGGGUUUUGUGAAUAAAUAAAUAGCAUUUAACUGAUAUGAGAAGCGGCAAAAUCAUAUCUUGCAAAGUUAGCUUCAAAUACUGUAAUGUUUCUAUUUCUUUAAGAAAUGCCUAUAUCAGGUUCAUUGCUGAUACAUCAGCAUAUGCCGAUUAAUCCUUUAAUAAUAAAAGCUGAUUAUUUUAACUCCAGGAAGUAAUUAAUAUAGAGCAAGUCAGACUUGCAGUAUUUUCAUAAGAAGAAUCUGUUCUUCAGGUGGAUCAAGAAGCAGUCCUCAGUCAAAUUCCUGCUAGAAAUCAGAGGCAAAGCACAGCCCUGUACUUUGAAAGACCUUCAUUCGUGACCUUAAAAUUGAUUUUUUUCUUAAACACUUUUACCUUAAUGUUUUAUACUGAGCCUGUCAGCAGUGCUGCUGAGGCUGCUAAAUAUUUCAUAUGAAGCUGUAUAAAUACGUGACUUUGAAUCAAUGGAAUUGAGAAACUUCUAGCUCAGCCUUAAAAGCAGGUAGACUGCCACAUUUUGAUUUACUAUGUGGAACGUGUUCAAAAGACGCUGUACAGUAAUCCUGGGAAGCAAACCCAAAUCUCUGGGUUUUCUUAAAGACUUAGCUCAUUGAGUCAAGUGAGCUACAUUGUUUGGGGGUUUUUUUUCUUUUUUUUAUAUAAUUUCUUGCCUUUUUGAGUGUUGGGAUUGUUUCCAGAUAACCAGAAAACUGAAAUAUCUAAUCAAGUCUCAUUAAUAGCCUCACUAUAUUUCAAAGGCUAAUAAUGGAGCAGUUAUUACGCACACUGUUGGCUGCAUAACAAACUCCUCUGAACAACUGGAGCAAUCCUCACAGCCACAUACUCUGCAAUUGCUUAUCUUGGACAUAUAAGAUCAUAGAUUUGCACAAACUAGUACUUGCUUUACAGGGAACGUAUACCAAGUUUAAAUCGACUUUGUAAAAAAAAUUCCCUAUAUGACAACAAUGGAAAAGAGAACAAAGAACACUCAAAAGCCUUCCAUUUAAGAAGUACAACCACAAAUCUGUAUCUUGCAUCUCUGCAAACGUUUUGUUUUGUUGUAUGUUCACCAAAUGGUAAUAAAUGGCCAUUGGCUUGCAUCUUAACUUCUCAGUAAAGAAAAAUAUCACAGAUUGAGUGCACGUGCUGUAAACACAAGUGCAGUUGCCCAUCUAAAAUUUGGCAUAAGCAGACAAAGGCCAUCACAGCGUGCCUUCCCAGGAUUUCUUUGUUCAGUAGGAAAACCAGUUUGGAGGAGUACGCGUGACAUGUUAUACCAGCUGGGACCUGAGCCUGCUGUACAGCUUCCAACUUAGGGUUACUUAGGUCUUGCCUGUAAUAAGUAGUUUUUCAGUUAGAAAGGCAAUGGGCAUCUAUAAAAGGACUAAAGUAACCUAAUUACGCUGGCUUUGAGGCAUGCUGGUUGAACUCUGGCCUCACACCAUGCUCAAGAUUUUCUCCUCUCCCCAACAUGUUAAUUCCUCAUUCCGUAGAUUUUUAUUUUCUUUCUCAAGAAUAAUCCCAUUCUUACAGAAAGGACAGUUUGUUUCAUGCCAUGUGUAUCUGCUGGGGAAUCCUUAACGUAAUUCAUCCUAACAAAAAAGUUUUUCUUCAUCACCUCUUCUCCAUGUCCUUUCCUCCUUCUUGCCUUGCAGAGCAAUAAAUCCGUCAGGCUCCCAGAUUUUGUACUUUAAGACUGGUGUCCAGUUUUUUCCUUGAAUGAGCUGCCAGGAGUGUUCUCAGCACUCCUGGCCCUCAUUCCUACAAGUCUCAGGGAACGUGCCCUUUCUCCUGCUCACUUGUCCCCUAAACCUGCUGGUCUAGCUCUCACAGACCUUACGUAUAUACUGUGUUUGCAUUUCCUUCACCUUCGAGAUGGUUCAACAUUACAUCUCCACAAAUCAUCAUCAGACUUGCUUUCUUAGCAGACGCCAUCUUAAUUUAUCAAUUGUCUAUUAAAACUGCAAAUCAGCCUUAACAAGGAAGCUGGGACGUGUCCUCUGCUGGAUCUCCACUGUGUUUCCACAAAACCAGCUUUUUGAUUUGACUUCAUUCCCAAACUACUUUCUCCUCCCAGUGCCCUCCAAACUUACCCUUUGGCAUAUUUCUCUCUGAGAUAACCUCAGGGUCUGCACAUUUCUACCACAAGCUACAUUUUUCAAGAAGAGUUUCCUCCUCCCAUUAUUUUUUACUUUAUAUGAGGUAUUAACUCUCAGCAAAUUAAACUCCACCUGAUAUAUAAAGUUAUUCAAUAAUUGUCUGAUUUAUUUGCAUCGAAGCUCUCUCUGAAGUCCUGGCAGUGACCGCUCAUCACAGAUGUUACACUGAUUCACCAAAGUUUUGCACCAAACCAGUGUGGCCACCUCCAGCUAGAGAUGCUCCAAGGUGUUGCUGGCAUUUGUGCACGCUUUUAGAAGUAAAAAAAUCCUUGGCAUGGAUACUUUUAAAUGUGCUGAAUUUGUUGGAAUUAAAUCUCCUCCCUUUAACGAUACUGUCCAUUAAUCUACCACAUGGUACACUGCGGUGAUGAAAGGCUGCUCAGAUUCCAUUCUUUGUUUCCACCUUCCCGUUAAGAAGGGAACACUUUCAAACAGCACUGCGUAAAAUAGAAUUGCUUGGUAUGACAGGAUGACAAUAAACUUGCACAGCAUGUGUGUGACACAUCACAUUACCAGCCAAAGGAUUUCCCCCAGACUUAUAAUUUCAUGGAGUUUAAGACACUGAAUCCUUUAAUAUUUACAUUAUCUUAUUUGCUUAAUAGUUUUAUGUGUAAUUCUGCAAAAUGCAAAGCUAUAGAGCAUGUUUCUUAGUGUGAAAUUCAAUUGAAAAUCAUCUUCAUUUCCCAAAUUACACUUUACUUUCAAAAGGCUAGGAUUUUCAGAGCUCCAGUUUGCUUUCUAUUCUACUUUUCUGGCUCUUCUAAUGUGCUAGCAGAAACAUCCUUACCCACUUCCCGUGGUGUUUGGCAGCCCUAAACUGUGGCUGUUGCAGGCAACUGGGUGGGCUGAAAGUGUUUCUUUUCUGUUUCUUUGGGGAUGUUACCAGACUUUUCUGAGCCCAGCUUCCUCCCUGAAAAUGAGGAAGACAGUCAGCAUUCCCCAUCUCCACCUCCAGCCAGCAGAUGACACCAGCUGAGCAUCACCCAUUUCAGCGACACAUGUACGUAUCCUCAGUGGAGUAUCCAUGGGCCGUGAGUCACUGCGCUAGGCCAGCUGCUCAGCGGCGGUGGGAACCCUGGGGAGGCUGAGAGGCACUUUUCUGGCAUUCCUCAGCAUGCCAAAAUAGUUCACCUUCACUUGGUCCCCUCGGUACUUUUCAAAUUAACAUUUGGCCUUUGAAGCUGAAAGUAUCAGACACUGCACCCAGAGAGAGGUACUCGGGCUCUUAGAAGACCUCACCCUUAGCAAGGCCAAAUCGCUUUCUUUUACGCAGCUCCCUCUCUUCUUCACUUUGGAGGGGUGUCUGCAUUAGAACAAACCUCCCCGAAUUGAGACUCACUUCUGAAAUGACAUUAUUUCCUAAAAUGCUUAUAUUUUUUCUGAGUUGUAACCAUUUCAGAUUCCCUCUCUUAGGAAUUGUCUCUUCCUAGACUUAAUUCCCUAUCCAUUUCCAAACUGCAUUAACAACAGAACAAAAGAAAACAAUGAAAAGGCACCGAGGAAAUUCCAGAAAUCCUAGCUGGCAUUUCAGAAGUCACCAGCCAGACAUCAAAGUCAAUUCAUGACCAGUUUUCCUCCCACCAACACCACUAUAUUUUUGUCUAAUGAAACUCACAAAAGGAUAGCAGAGUGUCAGAAUCAGUAGGCAAAGGUCUGCUUAAAUUUCCGCAUUUGCCAAAACCUGGAGCACAGCAUACAGAUCGCUGUUUAUUUUUAAGUUCAAUAAUAGCCUAGGAAAUAAAAAAGCAUGAAUUCAGCAUACUAAUGCAUGCUUUAGAGAAUGCAGGCUUGGUAUAUUUGCCAUUCAAAUUUGUGAACAAAACAGCCCUUACUUAGUUCAGACUUCACCAGAAAACUUUGUUAAUGAAAGUUUAACUGCUUCCACACAUCAGCUGUCCGUGAGCUCACUGCAACAGCUGGUUAGCACAUCUGCCUCGGACAAAGUGAACCCUUGGUUUUCAUAAAGCCACCAACAUAAAGAUAGCACAGGCACAGUCCAGCACCCGCAGGCUGUGACAGUGACACAUGGGCACGCUGUAGGUGAGCCACCCUUGGGUGAGCUUUCAGUGUGACACCGAGUGCCAUGGAUGCUGCGAAAUGGAAAUCCAUGAUCCUGCAAGUCCAUUCUUUCCAUCGACUAUUACUUGGAAAAUGCAGCUGCAUUACAGGAUUUGUCACAAAUACAAGCUCACAUGACAGCGUUGGUAAAGAAAGUGUAGUUGGAAUUCAGCAAUUUCAAGUGCUGAAGCAGCUAAUUAGCAUAACCAGGCCUUGGCCCUUGCCUAGCCCUACCUAAUCCAAGGCUGGUGUAAAACUUGGUCAGGUUAAUCAGGAGGAGAAUAGAGAAAACAUAGAUGAUCAAUGCGUGCACACAGGUCCUCUCAGAAACAGAGGUGUUUUUAGAAAAAAUAAUAUAUGUGACUAGGAAUUGCUUGUUCCAAGACUAACCAUGCUUGAAGAAGUGAGUUGGGUGGGGAGGAGAUGGUGAUCCGAGGAGGAGCUUGGAAUCAAGGCAGAGACUGGAACCGAAUAGAUGCAUCAACUGGGACAGAGUCAGGUGAUGGAUUUGCAGAACUGACACGACCAAAGGAAACUUCUAAAAACUUCAGACGUUGACUAAUGGUUUGAUAAGUGUCUAUAGGCUGUGCUGCACCCCUUUGCUCUCUGCCACUCGGUGGGGUGGUGGCCCAGCUCUGAGCCGGGGUGAAAGCAAGCCUGGUGGUUCCCGCGGCUGUGGGAACGCUCCCAUUAACAAGCGUGCCCCCGCGCCUGCCGCGGCAGGGGGGUGCCGAUCCUGAUCCUUCAGGCUGUGCUGGGGAGGGGAGGUGCACGAGCCCCACUGUGGGGACUACAAAACAGAGACCUUCCUGAGGAGACGGCGGAGGGUGAGCAUCCCAGGGUGUUACCCAGGCUGCAAGCACUGCACGGCUCAUCCUGCCAAAGGACAAUCUGUGCCAACUAGCCUAAAGCUGGCUACCACGUUUCUCAGAACCAAUCCCUUACUCUGUGAGCUCAGUGUACAUCAAGCUUAAAAAAUACUAUAACACAUUGUGUAGUAACACCCCUUUACGUACCAGUGAGUUAACUUAUCUUUGUCAAGGAGUAAACAAGGACUGUAGGAUGACAUUGAAAAAUUAUCAGUAUUCAAGUGGUUUCACCCACGUCCUCACUGCAAAGCAAAAAGGUCGUAAGAGCUGAGUGUGCUAUUAUAGUUGGGGGCAAUUUCUGUAGUUGAAGGUUUUACUGUUGGAUAGUUCUGGUUUUGCUGAUUAUUUCUCAUUGAUUUUUUUUUUCCACUACAUGUGGGGAAAAAAGUUCUCUAAGAAAGGUGAGGUCCAGUAUUUUGGGAGGGAUUUUCUACCUCUGAAGGUUGCCAAAAAAUAGAAAAAAAAGAGAAAAUAUAUGG
Falco peregrinus (peregrine falcon) is the source of this 9995-nucleotide messenger RNA. RefSeq names its product EF-hand and coiled-coil domain containing 1 (gene EFCC1). The record is from RefSeq and is a predicted model, not a curated record. Gene Ontology annotation, molecular function: calcium ion binding. Bases 257 to 2137 code for a protein of 626 amino acids. The transcript has 8 exons. NCBI's taxonomy places the organism in Eukaryota, Metazoa, Chordata, Aves, Falconiformes, Falconidae.